CUGCCAACAUGAGUCCCCCGGUGGGUGACAAGAUUCGUCGUGACAAUGUGUGUAAGCCUGAGCAUGCGCGGACAAGGCAACACAUUUCAGCGCUAAUGUAAGCCCCUGACAAAACAAUUAGCUAAUGUAAUCGAGUUUGCUCACUAACAAUAGUUGGCCUGCUUAACUGGAAAUAGUUCACGUCGACAAGGGACCGUGAACCUGCCAUGGUAUGCUGAGGUGGGGAGUCUGGGGACCUAUGCACUAUGGCAGAGUCACUUGCCAUCCAGGACCAUUCAACAGAAGCAGAACUAUGCACUAAGUAUGAAAUAAAAGACAUUGAGUCCUUUGAGACUGAAGGAGCCAACCAGAGAUUGAAAGUCGACCACUUGCUUUUCACCAUUGAGAGACAUCAAAAAUGUUACUUCUGGUUUUGUGAAGAGUGCAAAGAAUAUUUUAUUGAUGAAUGCCCCACACAUGGCCCUCCAGUUUUUGUGCCUGACACCCCUGUGCCAGUGGGCGUCCCAAACCGUGCCGCCCUUACUACCCCUAAUGGCAUUGAGGUCAUUCAGGAAGGCAGCGAGGUGGACGUAUGCUGCGUAGACAAAGACAUUCCCAGGGGGGCACUAUUCGGUCCUUACCAGGGUGAAGUGAUGUCACAGGACAAGUCCUCUGGUUUCUUCUCCGGGACGUUGGUGGACAAAAACAACUCAUACAAAUCCAUUGAUGUUAGCGACGAAACCAAAGCCAACUGGAUGAGGUAUGUCCGAAAUUCUUCAGAGGACAUUGAGCGAAACCUGACAGCCUUCCAGCAUGGCGAGCAUAUCUACUUCCAGGUGUGCCGUGACCUGUCAGUGGGAGAGAGGCUGCGGGUAUGGUACAGUGAUGACUACAUGGACCGAUUACACCGCAUGUCCCAGGACACCAUCGUUAGCAACUUGGCCACAGUUGAAAAGGACUCACGAGUGUGGUCAAGCCCCUGGAAUGUUACAGCCCGGGACCGGGAGGCCACCCAGACCCUCAUCGAGCACUAUGGGUCCCCAGAAAUCCAGAGCCUACUGAACGACCGGACAACCAGAACCAAGCAGAUCUUUGAGAUCAUUGCCAGUCGGAUGGAGGCACAGGGCUUCCUGAUCAGUGAGAACUCCUGGCAGGCUGGCAAGCGAUGCUUCCAAAAGUGGCGCAACAUGGAGCGCACGUACAAAGACUAUGUGCUGGCGUCCAAGAGGACUGACGCUGGACGCAGGAAACAGCCCGAGUUCUAUGACCAGUUCCAUGCACUCAUGGGCCAGAGGCUGAGCUCCAAGCUGGCUGCUGCUGACACCCCAGCCAGGGCGUUGGCCAAGCUGAAGCCUAAAGCUGUAGCACCAACUCCAAGCCUGCCCCUCUAUGCUAUUGUAGUCCCAUCAGGCCAUCCAGUCAACCUCGGAUUACCCUCCACCUGCAGCCCAGAGGCAGAGAUUGGAGUCCAUGCAGGCACCACUGAGCCUGAACCGCUAGCCAGGAAGUCCAGGAGCGAACGGGUCCCACAUCCCAAGAUACUCCAGUCAAAUACAAUGGAGGAGAGGGCAGAGAAUCAACUCCAAAAGGGGAGGAGGAGGUCAUGGCUUGGGGAUGACAGAGCUGCUGAGAACGGUGGGUCCCUGCCUGUGUGGUCGGAGCGGAAAAUGAUCAGUCAGGACAUUGAGGCAACGGAGGCUUUAGUAGAGCUGUACAGCUCUCCAGAGAUCCAGGGACUAAUCAGGGAGAACAAGACCCGAACCAAGAGGAUCUUUGAGAUCAUAGCUAGCAGGCUAAAGGAGCAAGGCUUCCCCAUCAGUGAUGUGCCUGAGCAGGCGGGGGAGCGAUGCUUCCAGAAAUGGCGGAACCUAUCGAGGGCGUACAAGGAGUACAUCCUCCACCCAGAGAAGGCUGACAUGGCAAAGCGGAAGCUUCCGGCCUACUUCAACAGGCUCCAGGACCUCAUAGGCCACCGGCUCAGCCUUCAACUAUCUGAAGACUCCCCCGAGCCUGAUGGCAGCAUGGGAGAUGCUGAGGCAGAUGCAGGGGUUGAGGACAUAAGCCAGAAUCUGUUACACAUUGUGGAGGUGCCGGCGAGCCCCACUGACAUUGUCAGUCCCCCCUCCACUUCUGCCUCCUUCUCCUCUUCACAUACAGGAAACCCCCUCCAUGUUGGAGCCAGUGGGCGGAAGAGAAGGAGGAUGGCAAACAUCUUGGAUGUCUUUCAGGGUUACAGGGAGGAGGACAAACGAUUGCAAGAGGAGAGGGAAAGGAGGGCAGAGGAGCGCUUUAAUCAGCUGCGAAGCCUUCUGCAGCAACAGCACACAGAGACUAUGGCAGUGAUGAGAGAACUGAUCAAUUCCAUGAAGAUGAAAAAACAAUGAGAUAUACUGUGAAUACAGUUGAAGUCCGAAAUUUACAUACACCUUAGCCAAAUACAUUUAAACUCAGUUUGUCACAAUUCCUGACAUUUAAUCCUAGUAAAAAUUCCCUGGUUUAGGUCAGUUAGGAUUUUAAGAAUGUGAAAUGUCAGAAUAAUAGUAGAAAGAAUGAUUUAUUUCAGCUUUUAUUUCUUUCAUCACAUUCCCAGUGGGUCAGAAGUUUGCAUACACUUAAUUAGUAUUUGGUGGCAUUGCCUUUCAAUUGUUUGAAGUUUCAGGUAGCCUUCCACAAGCUUCCCACAAUAAGUUGGGUGAAUUUUGGCCCAUUCCUCCUGACAGAGCUGGUGUAACUGAGUCAGGUUUGUAGGCCUCCUUGCUCGCACACACUUUUUCAGUUCUGCCCACACAUUUUCUAUAGGAUUGAGGUCAGAGCUUUGUGAUGGCCACUCCAGUAUCUUGACUUUGUUGUCCUUAAGCCAUUCUGCCACAACUUUGGAAAUAUGCUUGGGGUCAUUGACCAUUUGGAAGACCCAUUUGCGACCAAGCUUUAACUUCUUGACUGAUGUCUUGAGAUGUUGCUUCAAUAUAUCCACAUAAUUGUCCUGCCUCAUGAUGUCAUCUAUUUUGUGAAGUGCACCAGUCCCUCCUGCAGCAAAGCACCCACACAACAUGAUGCUGCCACCCCCAUGCUUCACGGUUGGAAUGGUAUUCUUCGGCCUCCCCCUUUUCCUCCAAACAUAACGAUGGUCAUUAUGGCCAAACAGUUCUAUUUUUGUUUCAUCAGACCAGAGGACAUUUCUCCAAAAAGUACGAUAUUUGUCCCCAUGUGCAGUUGCAAACCGUAGUCUGGCUUUUUUAUGGCGGUUUUGGAGCAGUUUCAUCCUUGCUGAGAGGCCUUUCAGAUUAUGUCAAAAUAGGACUUGUUUUACUGUGGAUAUAAAUACUUUUGUACCCGUUUCCUCCAGCAUCUUCACAAGGUCCUUUGUUGUUCUGGGAUAGAUUUGCACUUUACUCACCAAAGUGUGUUCAUCUCUAGGAGACAGAACGCAUCUCCUUCCUGAGCGGUAUGACGACUGCGGUGUCCCACGGUGUUUAUACUUGCAUACUAUUGUUUGUACAGAUGAACAUGGUACCUUCAGGCGUUUGGAAAUUGCUCCCAAGGAUGAACCAGACUUGUGGAGGUCUACAAUUUUUCUGAGAUCUUGGCUGAUUUCUUUUGGUUUUCCUAUGAUGUCAAGCAAAGAGGCACUGUGUUUGAAGGUAGGCCUUGAAAUACAUCCACAGGUACACCUCCAAUUGACUCAAAUUAUGCCAAUUAGCCCAUCAGAAGCUUCUAAAACCAUGACACCAUUUUCUGGAAUUUUCCCAGCUGUUUAAAGGCAUAGUCAACUUAGUGUAUGUAAACUUCUGACCCACUGGAAUUGUGAUACAGUGAAUUAUAAGUGAAAUAAUCUGUCUGUAAAAAAUUGUUGGAAAAUGUACUUGUGUCAUGCACAAAGUAGAUGUCCUAACCAACUUGCCAAAACUAUAGUAUGUUAACAAGAAAUUUGUGGAGUGGUUGAAAAAUGAGUUUUAAUGACCCCACCCUAAGUGUAUGUAAACUUUUGUCUUCAACUGUGUAUACACUACCGGUCAAAAGUUUUAGAACACCUACUCAUUCAUGGGGUUUUAUUUAUUUUCACUAUUUUCUACAUUGUAGAAUAAUAGGGAAGACAUCAAAACUAUGAAGUAACACAUAUGGAAUCAUGUAGUAUCCAAAAAAGUGUUAACAAAUCAAAAUUUAUUUUAUAUUUGAGAUUCUUUAAAUUGCCUUGAUGACAGCUUUGCAAACUCUUGGGAUUCUCAACCAGCUUCAUGAGUUAUUCACCUGAAAUGCAUUUCAAUUUACAGGUGUGCCUUCUUAAAAGUUAAUUUGUGGAAUGUUGUUCCUUAAUGCGUUUGAGCCAAUCAGUUGUGUUGUGACAAGGUAGGGGGGUAUACAAAAGACAGCCUUAUUUGGUAAAAUACCAAGUCCAUAUUAUGGCAAGAACAUCCACCAUUACUUUAAGACAUGAAGGUCAGUCAAUCUGGAAAAUUUAAAGAACUGUGAAAGUUUCUUCAAGUGCAGUCGCAAAAACCAUCAAGUGCUAUGAUGAAACUGGCUCUCAUGAGGACCGCCACAGGAAUUGAAGACCCAGCGUUACCUCUGCUGCAGAGGAUAAGUUCAUUAGAGUUACCAGCCUCAGAAAUUGCAGCCCAAAUAAAUGCUUCACAGAUUUCAAGUAACAGACACAUCUCAACAUAAACUGUUCAGAGGAGACUGUGUGAAUCAGGCUUUCAUGGUCAAAUUUCUGCAAAGAAACCACUACUAAAGGACACCAAUAAGAAGAAGAGACUUGCUUGUGCCAAGAAACACGAGCAAUGGAUAUUAGACCGGUGGAAAUGUGUCCUUUGGUCUGGAGUCCAAAUUGGAAAAUGUUGGUUCCAACCACCGUGUCUUUGUGAGACGCAUGGUGGGUGAACGGAUGAUCUCCGCAUGUGUAUUUCCCACUGUAAAGCAUGGAGGAGGAGGUGUUAUGGUGUGAUGCUUUGGUGCUUUGCUGGUGACACUGUCUGAUUUAUUUAGAAUUCAAGGCACACUUAACCAGCAUGGCUGCCACAACAUUCUGCGCUUAGUUGGACUAUCAUUUGUUUUUCAAUAGGACAAUGACCCGACAUACCUCCAGGUUGUGUAAGGGCUAUUUGACCAAGAAGGAGAGUGAUGGAAUGCUGCAUCAGAUGACCUGGCCUCCACAAUCCCACGACCUCAACCAAAUUGAGAUGUUUGGGAUGAGUCGGAUGGCAGAGUGAAGGAAAAGCAGCCAACAAUUGCUCAGCAUAUGUGGGAACUCCUUCAAGACUGUUGGAAAAGCAUUCCAUGUGAAGCUGGUUGAGAGACUGCCAAGAGUGUGCAAAACUGUCAAGGCAAAGGGUGGCUAUUUGUAGAUUCUAAAAUGUCAAAUGUAUUUUUUAUUUGUUUAACACUUUUUUGGUUACUACAUGAUUCCAUAUGUGUUAUUUCGUAGUUGUGAUGUCUUCACUAUUAUUCUACGGUGUAGAAAAUAGUUGUUUUUUAAAGCUCAUGAAUGAUUAGGUGUAUCCAAACUUUUGACUGGUACUGUGUGUGUGUGUGUGUAUAUAUAAUAUAUAUAUAUCUUCUUUCUAUUAUUUGCAUUUGCUAUCUGCCCUGUUAUUUGUAUUAUGUAUUAUUAAAGUCUUAUGUAUUGUUGAAGACUAUAGAAAGUUGCAUAAAUGUUUAUAUAAUAAGGGUUGUGUCUUUGGCAUCCACAGUUCACUUUUCUACAUUUCACUUGGAAAAUAUACUGUAUCUUACUUCCCGCGAGUGCCAUUAUUUUUUAAUGCCAACUGAUUAUUUAUAGGUGCUUUAAGUCUAACCCAGUCUGUAUUGAGCUAGAACAUUUGAAACUGUGGCUUAUUAGUCAAAAUAAACCUCUUGGUUCGAGCUAGACGA
This is a messenger RNA of Oncorhynchus masou masou (cherry salmon), 5850 nucleotides long. RefSeq lists its product as uncharacterized. The coding region runs from base 246 to 2363 and encodes 705 amino acids. The record is from RefSeq and is a predicted model, not a curated record. Gene Ontology annotation, molecular function: protein binding. The transcript is spliced from 7 exons. NCBI's taxonomy places the organism in Eukaryota, Metazoa, Chordata, Actinopteri, Salmoniformes, Salmonidae.